Messenger RNA from Durotheca rogersii, 3291 nucleotides. RefSeq lists its product as uncharacterized. NCBI's taxonomy places the organism in Eukaryota, Fungi, Ascomycota, Sordariomycetes, Xylariales, Xylariaceae. Gene Ontology annotation, cellular component: fungal-type vacuole membrane. The transcript has 3 exons. Bases 313 to 2862 code for a protein of 849 amino acids. The record is from RefSeq and is a predicted model, not a curated record.
AUUACCAGCGUUGCCUUCCAGAACUUACCCGCCCCUCCAAGUUGUCCGUCUGUUACGCCGUCCAACAUUGCUCGCACCCUAGGCAUCUACAUCUAAUCUAUCUCUACAUCGUGUUAUCGUUGUUCCUUGUGAAAUCCGCUGCUAACUGCCGCAUCAUCGCAAAUGCCAAUUUGUUAAACCAUUCGUUCAUCUAGGCCAACUAGAGAGACCACCAGGUUUGAUGAUGCCGGUGCCCUCCUUACUCUAGCCGCGCUCCCUCCAUCGUCCACUACUUGACUCGGUCCGUUGGGCUCGCCCAUUCUAGCCGUCGCGAUGGCCGAGGAAGAGACGUCGCCGUUGCUCGCAACCGCAAUGAAAGGCAAGACGGUCCCGAUACAACGCUCCGGUUCUAGCGAAUCGACGCCUCUCCUCUCGGAGUCUUCCGCUACACCACCUUAUGACGGGGAACCGGAUGAGCGCGACGAGGACGCUGCCGAUUUUACCCAAUCCCGCUCCGCCAACACAUAUCCGUCUACUUCGACUAAAAGAACGAGAAGAUGGCCUUCCUUCAUCGCGAUGGCGGUCCUUGCUGGGCUUGCCGUGGCUAUUAUUAUUCUCGCCUUUAUCGUCCCUGACGCAGUCCAGGAAUAUGCUCGGCAAGCUGCCGUCAUCGAGCCGACCAACCUUGCCCUCGAAUCGAUUACGACGAGUGGCGUUCGCGCCCGUAUACAAGCAAACUUCCACCUCGACGGGUCUAGAGUUAGCAACAAUCAUGUGAGAAGAGUAGGGAGGGUUUCUACGUGGGUGGCAUACCAGCUCCAGAGCGGCCAGACCCAGGUCAACGUGCGUCUUCCUGAUUACGAUAACAUAUUACUCGGAAGUGCGGUUAUCCCGCCUCUAGUGGUAAAUUUGCGGGAUGGUGACGUGACGAGGUUCGACUUCAUCACGGAGAUAACACCUGGACCCGUAGAGGGAAUUCGAACGAUUGCGAACGAAUGGUUAGAGGGAAGACUGGAAAAACUUCGUCUAAAUGGAGUAGCUGAUCUCAACAUGAAAUCCGGCAUAAUCCCCCUGGGGAUCCACACCAUCACCGAAUCUCUCGUAUUUGAAGCGAACAAGACUCCAGCUAUCCCGCAGUAUAAUAUCACCCGUUUCAACGUGGUGGAUGGACCAAUGAAUGGAUCCAUGUUAGCCGACGUAUCACUGUCGGCGUUUAACGAGUUCCCGGUCCAGCUCGACAUACCCGAACUAGCCUUCGAUAUUCUUGUAUCCGGUUGUGCUACGACUGAUCCGUUUAUCUUGGUGGCGGAAGCGGCCACGAGUGGCGUCCACGUCAAGCCACGGUCCGACGUUGGAGCCGAAGUCAAAGCAGUUAUCCACGAAUUGCCCGAGUCUUUGACUCGCGUCUGCCCUGAUUCUACGUCUUCACCGCUGGAUAUCCUGCUUGGACAGUUUAUGCAUGGCGACCCCGCCUCCUUAUUCGUUCGUGGGAGCCGUCACCCCGAUGGUGACACGCCAAAGUGGAUAGCAGAUAUCCUGUCUAGCGUUACCGUUCCAGUCCCAUUCCCUGGCCGGACCUUAGACGGCCUGAUCCGUAACUUUUCUUUAACCAAUGUUCACUUCACCUUGCCUGAUCCUUUUGCCGAGCCUGGCGACCCGGAAGCCAACCCCACUGUGUCGGGCAACAUCUUAGUCACUGCAGGCCUGCCUUCGGAGAUGAAUUUCGGUAUUGACGUGACGGCUGUCCGUGCCACGGCAGACGUGAUGUAUAAAUCUGAUAAGUUGGGCGAGCUCAACUUGCGGGAAUGGCAGCGCGCCAAUUCGACUAGGUUGGAGGGUGAAGGAGAUGGCGGAGCUUCUCUCAUGAUCGAAUCCCGAAUCGUCGAUGCGCCCCUCAACAUAACGAGCGACACGGUGUUCAGCGAAGUUGUCCAGGCGUUAUUUUUCGGCCGCAAAACGGUCCAACUCGAUGUCAAUGCCCUGGUCGACAUCCAAGUGCAUACCACACUGGGAAAUCUUACCAUAAAGGAGGUUCCUGCGGAGGGCAAAAUCCCAGUAAAACCACUUGCCCGAGGCGCUCUUGACGAUAUCGACCCCAGGGUCGGAUCCCUCAGGGUUCUAGACACGACAUCAGACUCGAUAACUCUGCGAGCAUUGGUGAAUAUAACCAACCCAACGCCUUACACGGCCCACAUACCGUACGCCGACAUCCACGUAUUGAAAAAUGGGUCUAUUCUGGGAAGUGCCUCUAUCGAGAGCUUGGAUCUCGCCAAGGGCCCGAACUUCAACGUGCCGGUUACUGCAAGAUGGAAUCCAUCGAUGGGCGGUUCUCGGGGCCGACAAGUUGGACGGGAUAUCAUUUCACAGUAUCUGUCUGGGUGGAAUACGAGCAUUACCGUCAAGGGCCACCAAGAUAGCAUUCCGGGACAGCCCAUUCUCUCUAGAGCUCUUUCGCGGUUUAACGUCACACUCGCCGCCCCGAAGUUGGAUCUCCCCGGAGACGCUACCGGCGAGAAGCCUCGCUUUAUCAGGGACGCGACUUUCCACUUCUUCUCUUCUACAGCUACAUUUGCUCUUGUAUCACCGUUGCGUUACAACACGUUAUAUAUAGAUUUCGUCAACGCCACAGCGCUUUACAACCACACAAAUCCGGUGGGUCAGAUUUUGUACGACUUGCCAUUUUCGGCGCCACCUGGAACAUCACUGACGCCGAGGCUGCCUGUUACGUGGUCGCUCGAUACCGUCGGCUACGAUGCUAUCAAGAAAGCCAUUGGCGGCGAUUUAAAAAUAGAUGCCUAUGCUGACGUGGACCUGCGAUUGGGGAAUUGGCAAGAGUCUAUUUGGUACGAGGGUAAAGGGAUCAAAGCCGGCGUACAGCUAUGAUAGAUAUAUCGGUAUGGCCAGGCGUGGGGCGGGCGUUACCAGGGAUCAGUUGACCUCUCAAUAGUUGAAUUUCAGUGUAUAACGGUACGGGUGAAAGAAUGAAAGACAUAGGCAUAACAUCUUAGAAAGGGAUACGCACUCACCGUUAGCGGAGGCCGGAUUGUGGUUUGGCAAGGAGUAGCGAGGUGGCUCCCCUUUGCGAGACAUGUCGCUUUGGUAUAGAAAGGAGAGACACGCGAUCUUGUGGUUAUCCGCAGACUGUGCUAUUGUCGCGAACCCAAGGUGCCUACCUGCGUACCUGUACCUAAGUACCUGCCUGAUAUUUCUUGUAGGAGACUCUAAAGCUAAGGUUGUUUAGUGACUAGCAUAGGUACAUAGUGCCCUUUAUGAUAUAAAUUCAUACCGUUCGCUCACCGCCUACCUAGGAGG